AUGUCUGACUUCCUCAAGUUGUUUCUUCCAACCGAUCUCGGGGGCGAAAGGAGGAAUAAUGGCCGUUACGAGCAGUUCAAAUACCACUACUGGGGUUAUUCAAAAGUUCCAGCAAAUAUCAGUGAAGCCAUGCCAUUGGAGGCCAGUAUUCCGUCCGCUCAUCGUCAGAAUAUCACCGGAAUUUCACACCGACCUCUGCGCCCGAGACGAUUGUGCUUGCUGCAAGACGACGGAAUCGAGAUUGUAAACGUUGAGGAAUGGGAGACUUUGCACGAAAGUCUCGAGUACUUGUUCAUAUGCUAUAUCGCCAAUCAAUUUGGUACAAAUGAAGAGAAAGAUGAACUUCAUCGCAUUGCCGAGGCUGCAGCACGAAGAGCUGGAGUUGACGCUUAUUGGGUUGGAUGCAGCUGCAUGCCUGAAGAUGAAGAGCUUGUCGAAGAUGUCUACCGCAUCAGUGACGUUGUUCGGGGGGGCACAUGCCCUAGUGGUGAUCAUCGGUCCUUCCCGUACUUCAGGACCAGAUACGAGGCAAAUGCUCCGUGA
Molecule: messenger RNA, 543 nt
Organism: Penicillium coprophilum
Lineage: Eukaryota; Fungi; Ascomycota; Eurotiomycetes; Eurotiales; Aspergillaceae
Exons: 1
Coding region: 1-543 (180 amino acids)
Source: RefSeq, a predicted model, not a curated record